This is a messenger RNA of Magnusiomyces paraingens, 894 nucleotides long. RefSeq lists its product as uncharacterized. Gene Ontology annotation, cellular component: Golgi membrane; trans-Golgi network. The record is from RefSeq and is a predicted model, not a curated record. The transcript has a single exon. Bases 1 to 894 code for a protein of 297 amino acids. NCBI's taxonomy places the organism in Eukaryota, Fungi, Ascomycota, Dipodascomycetes, Dipodascales, Dipodascaceae. Gene Ontology annotation, biological process: protein localization to Golgi apparatus; Golgi to endosome transport; Golgi to plasma membrane protein transport.
AUGAGACUGCUAAGCCAACUUUCCGGUCUUGCUCAUAUGAUAAAACCAGAAAGUAAUUCGCAUGGUAGAGAAGAGUCAAGUACAGCAGCUACUUCCAGGUCGCUUUCUUCCUAUUAUUACUCAUCAGAUUCUUACUUGGCACCCCGACACAUUUUUUGGCAAAUAGUCACACUGCAAUUGAUUUACUAUGGCAUUGGACUGUUACUGAUUUUAUUCACAUGCAUGGUGGCAGGAAGACCGCCUUUUUCAUUAAAGCUGGUGUUUUCAUGGUCACCAGUGCGACAUGACACUACAGUAGGGUGGACACUCGUCAUGCUUUGGCUACUGGAUACUAUUUUUUCUGUGAUAGCUUUGACAGUUGUUGUGGGCCGAUCAAAGCUGGCAUUGGACUUUACACUGACUCUUCAUGGAAUCAACUUGGUGGUUUGCUGGAUUGUGGAAGGUAGCUUUCCAACUUCCGGACUUUGGUGGGGGUUGCAGUUUACGUCAAUUAUACUGAUGGUGUCAUUGGGAACAUGGUCGAGUCAAUGGCGCGAGCUUCGCAAUACCUUUUUUUCAAACGUUGGUUUAGAUACUGGUGGUUCAAGACCCCGAGCCGUAGACGAAGAGUCAUUUAUUCCUCCAGCUUCGUCACAUCCUCAGCAUCAUGCAACAAACCCGGCCGAGACUGCACUGCUAGAGCAGUAUAAUGAGUACGAAUUAACUGACCUGGAGCCGUCUCGAAUGUCCACUUCGUCAGUGAGAUCCGUGUCGCGCGAGCCUGCCAAGCGGAAAAAGAGCACAGAGAAACAUGAAAAUGAAGGAGAAGAAGAAACAAGUGGAGAGACUAUGAUUACGGGAAGCGCUAUUAGUCACGAAGAUGAUAAUGGAGACCUUUCCAAUUUACUGAAAUAG